Messenger RNA from Pteronotus mesoamericanus, 1360 nucleotides. RefSeq names its product Rh blood group CcEe antigens (gene RHCE). Bases 1 to 1290 code for a protein of 429 amino acids. The record is from RefSeq and is a predicted model, not a curated record. Lineage: Eukaryota; Metazoa; Chordata; Mammalia; Chiroptera; Mormoopidae. The transcript is spliced from 10 exons. Gene Ontology annotation, biological process: ammonium homeostasis; ammonium transmembrane transport. Gene Ontology annotation, cellular component: plasma membrane. Gene Ontology annotation, molecular function: ammonium channel activity.
AUGCCUGGUGCUGGUGGAACCACGCACAGGGACGCACACAGAAUGGGCUCUAAGUACCCAAGGUCUCUGCGGAGCUGCCUGCCCGUGUGGACCUUAAUGCUGGAGGUGGCUUUCAUUCUCAUCUUCUUCUUUUUCACCAGCUAUGACAUGACCGCAAAGAAUCACAAGACCGUGAGGACUGAACAAGCCCUCCUCCACGAUGUCACCGUCAUGGCAGCCCUUGGCCUGGGCUUCCUCACCUCAUCUUUGUGGAGAUACAGCUGGAGCAGCGUGGCCUUCAACUUCUUCAUGCUGGCCCUGGGGGUGCAGUGGGCAGUCCUGUUGGAUGGCUUUCUGGAGCAGCCCUUUUCGGGGAAAGUGGUCAUCAAACAGUCCAGGAUUCAGCAGGCCACCAUGAGUGCUAUGUCUGUGCUGAUCUCAGCGGGUGCCAUCCUGGGGAAGGCCAACCUACUGCAGCUCCUGGUGAUGGUGCUGAUAGAGGUGACAGCCUUUGGCGCCAUGAGGAUGAUGGGCAAGCAAUUCCUCUUUAUGGACGACCACUUAAGCAUGAUGCACAUCCAUGUGUUCGCGGCCUAUUUUGGGAUCACUGUGGCCUGGUGCUUCUCAAGACCUCUGCCCAAGGGAGCGGAGGAGAAAGAUCAGAGGGCAACAAGCCCCAGUUUGUUUGCCAUGCUGGGCACCCUCUUCUUGUGGAUGUUCUGGCCGAGUUUCAACUCCAUGCUGCUGACAACAGAAGCCGAAAGGAAGAAUGCUGUGCUCAACACCUACUAUGCUCUUGCAGUCAGCGCGGUAACGGCCAUCUCCCUGUCGGCCUUGGCUCACCCGCAAGGGAAGAUCAACAUGACUCAUAUCCACAAUGCAGUGCUGGCAGGAGGUGUGGCUGUGGGUGCCCCGAGUCAACUGAUUUCUUCCCCUUGGCUUGCCAUGGUGCUGGGCUUCAUGGCUGCGCUGAUCACCAUUGGGGGAGCCAAAUGCCUGCCGUUGUGUUUUGGCCGCAUGCUGAACAUCCAUGACACUAGCGGUGUGCUCUACACCUUUGGCUUGCCGGGUCUGCUUGGAGGGAUCACCAACAUCAUCCUGAUACUUGAUGCAAACUGGACCAAAACUUUCAUGUUCUACCAGGAGCUCAUCAGCACUGGGGCACUCAGCUUGUCUAUAGCCAUGGGUCUAGCAGCUGGUCUCCUGACAGGUUUACUCUUAAACCUCAAAAUAUGGAGAGCACCUCAUGUGGCUAAAUAUUUUGAUGACCAAGCUUUCUGGGAGUUUCCUCAUUUGGCUGUUGGAUUUUAAGCAAGAGCAUCCAAGAAAAACAAGGCCUGUUCCAAGAGAGCUUCCUUCCUCCAUUGCCCACAUUUUUUUG